AUGAAUGCUCAACAUUGGUUGGAUGACAGUUAUUCUAAAGAGGAAAUAAAAGAAAUAAAAAGAUUAGAUAUCAACAAUAAAGGAUUAACAGGUUCCUUAGAUUUGAGUGAUUUUUUUAGUUUAGAAUGGUUAAAUUGCAGUAAUAAUAAAUUGACUAGUUUAGAUCUUAAAAGUUGUCAAAAAUUAGAAGAAAUUCAUUGCUAUAGUAAUGAAAUCAAAGAGAUAAACUUAACAAAGUUAGAUCAAUUACGAAAGCUCGAUGCUGGCUAUAAUUUACUUACUGAUCUUGACUUUUCCGCCUUUAAUGCAGAAAACUUGCUUGAAUUGAAAUUACACAGCAAUAAUUUCGAUAACCAGAACAUAGACUGUUUUUCUCCGUUUACUAGGUUAGAAGUUUUACUUAUCUGUACUGAUGAUAAUGGAAAAAUUGAACAAAAUAUUUAUAACCGUUUCCAUGGAAAUUUAAAAACUUUGCGAGAAAUGAAUAAUUUGCGAGAACUUGAUAUUCGAGCUACGGAUAUUGAAGGAGGUUUAGAAUAUUUACCUGCUGACAUUAAAGAAUUCAAGUAUUCGUCUUUGUUUAGACCCGAAGCCAAGGCACAAAAAAUCUUUCGAGAAUUACAAUCUCAAUUAAACAAAUUAUCUACCCUGGUUUUCCCUAAUCAAUCCUAUGACUUUACUCAAUUCAGGCAGGAAAUAGCCAGACUGAAAUACCAAGAACUUGCUCCCCAUGCAAGGGAGGAAAAAGCUACAUUCGAGCAAUUAAUUAAUGAAGCAAAAGAAAAAGCCGGAGAAGGAAGUUUUGCUCCAAUCAUUAACCUUUUGCUAGAAGCUAACCAUCAGAAUGAACAAACUGUCGAAUCUUCCCAAAAAGAUAAGUUAAGCGGCAAGAUCGAGGCCUACAAAACUAUUCUUCAAACUAAACUAACUCAGGAAGAAUUACAAACACUCUUAAAUAAACAAACUGAAUUGUCUCAAUUAGAAAAACAUUUAGAGAAUUUGCAGAAAAAUCAAAAACGACCUGCUAACUGUCAAACUCAGUUUGGCUAA
This is a messenger RNA of Diversispora eburnea, 1050 nucleotides long. The record is from the annotation of a GenBank genome assembly. Lineage: Eukaryota; Fungi; Glomeromycota; Glomeromycetes; Diversisporales; Diversisporaceae.